Molecule: messenger RNA, 897 nt
Organism: Telopea speciosissima
Lineage: Eukaryota; Viridiplantae; Streptophyta; Magnoliopsida; Proteales; Proteaceae
Product: LRR receptor-like serine/threonine-protein kinase HSL2
Exons: 1
Coding region: 1-882 (293 amino acids)
Molecular function (GO): receptor serine/threonine kinase binding
Source: RefSeq, a predicted model, not a curated record
AUGGUUUUUAUUGAGAGCAUCGAGUUCGGAUGCAUUCCUCACAGCAUUGGGAGAUUGAAGAGCGUACAACAAAUAGAGAUUUUCAGCAAUUGUAUCACUGGAGAAUUACCAAAGAGUCUUUGUGACCUAACAUCCCUGGUUAAUUUCGAUGCUUCUCAGAACAAUCUCACAGGGAGAUUGCCCAACAAUUUCGCUGCUUUGCAUUUGUUUUCCCUUGGUCUCAAUGGCAACCAUUUGGAAGGCCAAAUUCCGGAGAUUAUCGCCUUCAAUCCCAAUCUUGCAAAACUCAAGCUUUUCAACAACAGCUUUUCCGGUAGCUUACCCAGAGAUUUAGGCUCGCAUUCCAAUCUAGAGGUAAUCGAUGUUUCAGAUAAUGGUUUCUCCGGUUAUUUCCCCCCAUAUCUCUGCAACGCAAGCAAGCUCCAACAUCUGGUGGCUUUUAAUAACGCAUUUUCUGGAGAACUAGCUGGUUAUUACGGCGACUGCAAUAGUCUUGCGUAUGUGAGAAUCUUCAACAACGAGUUAUCUGGAGAAGUGCCUCUUCGAUUUUGGAGUCUCCCUCGGCUUUAUUUGCUAGAAAUGGCUAACAAUAGAUUCCAAGUCUCGAUAACUCCUGCAAUCUUUGGUGCUCGAAACCUCACAAAAUUGUUGAUAUCCGGUAACAAGUUUAAUGGCAAACUUUCGGCCGAAAUCUGUCUUCUCCAAGAGCUUGCCGUUGUUGACGUGAGUAGAAAUCGUUUAUCUGGGGAGCUCCCGCUAUGCAUAACGGCACUUUACAGAUUGCAAAAACUGGACCUUCAACAGAACUACUUGUCGGGUGAGAUCCCAAGCGAUGUAAGCACCUGGAAAGAACUGACGAAGCUGAACCUCUCGGAAACAUAAUUUCCGGCGAGAUCC